Arabis nemorensis is the source of this 411-nucleotide messenger RNA. NCBI's taxonomy places the organism in Eukaryota, Viridiplantae, Streptophyta, Magnoliopsida, Brassicales, Brassicaceae. The record is from the annotation of a GenBank genome assembly.
AUGGCAAGUCUUCUCCGUUACUUGAUAGAUUCAUCGAAUGGUGGAAGGAACAAGCACAACCGUGGUCAUGUGAACCCCAUUAGGUGUUCCAACUGUGGAAAAUGCUGUCCUAAGGAUAAGGCGAUUAAGAGAUUCAUCGUCAGGAACAUUGUUGAGCAAGCUGCUAUUAGAGAUGUUCAAGAAGCCAGUGUCUACGAUGGUUACACUCUCCCUAAGCUUUACGCUAAGAUGCAAUACUGUGUCUCAUGUGCUAUCCACUCUCACGUUGUGAGAGUCCGAUCCCGCACCAACCGUAGGGUUCGUACCCCACCUCCACGUUUUGCUAGACGCAAGGAGGAUGCACCAAAGCCUGGACAGCCUGGUCAGGCUCCUCGCCCAGCUGGUGGUGCUCCUGCUGCUUCCCGUGCUUGA